This is a messenger RNA of Trichosurus vulpecula (common brushtail), 318 nucleotides long. Its product is annotated as NADH dehydrogenase [ubiquinone] 1 alpha subcomplex subunit 2-like. The record is from RefSeq and is a predicted model, not a curated record. NCBI's taxonomy places the organism in Eukaryota, Metazoa, Chordata, Mammalia, Diprotodontia, Phalangeridae. The transcript has a single exon. The coding region runs from base 1 to 318 and encodes 105 amino acids.
AUGGCAGCAGUUGCAGCCCAUGGGGUCAGGUUCAAGGUGGGCAAGAAUCUGAGGGAAAUCCGCAGCCACUUGUGCCAACACUCAGUUAGCAGCCAAGAAGUGAGGGACUUCACUGAGAAAGACUAUGUGCAGCUGAAGAAGGCAAAUUGCAACAUUCCCAUCCUGAUCUGUGAAUGCUUCCAGGUGCAACCCAAGCUAUGGGUUUUCUAUGCUUUUGGCCAGAAGAAUGUCUCAUUGAAUAACCUUAUCAGUGAACAAAUGGCUACAGCUCUGGUGAAUGUGAUAAACAGCAAAGCUGAAGUCUCAGGAAAACAUUAA